CAACCGCGCCCUCCCUCACCGAAACUGGCCUGCACGUUUACUCAAAACAAACCACAACGGCCACACCAGAGCUUUGCAACAUCAACAAGUUUUUAUAAGUUACUUAGCGACAUCGCCGGAGGGUAAUUCUUAAACGGACACGGACCUCUGACCAGACAUGUCCGAGUAUCUGAAGAGAGAAGACCACGGGUAUGGACUUCUCCCCAGAGAUUUUUUUUUACCCAAAACCCCUUCUUGAUGCGUAUACCAAACGUGUAAAAAAGAUUGCAAGGACUCAAGGGACUGUUGAUGUUACGUCAAGACUAGCCCGAGUAUGAGCCUGUCGGAGAUGGACGGUAAAGCCAUGAAAUGCGAGAUAUGUUCAUUGUAGUGAAAGUGGAAGAGUUCAAUACUGCCCUUCCAAGCAAAAAGGCAGUAACUGCUUAUAGUGUGGAACUGAGAGAAAAUGGAUUUUAUUUACCUUGGUUUCACAGUAACUUUAUGCAGUUACUGCUAACAUGACCCCAUUUACUCCAAAACACAAUAGAAUAGAGGCAGGAUAUUUGUCCACAUGAUUAAGCAUGUAUUUAAUGUAGCAAAAAAUGAAAUUGACACAUUUUAGACCAAAUAAGCAGUUACUGCCUUUUUUGCUUGGUAGGGCAGUAUAACGAUAUACUUGUAAUAAGUGUGAACAGCUCCCUGCCUCAAAAGAUCAUUAUGCUACUAGAGGAGAACAGGGUCCUGAAUGAACGUCUCUCUCUGGCCAAGGAGACUUCAACACUGAACGCUGAUUCUGAUGAAGUCACAAUCCCAAAUGAUCUCAAGGAUCAUCCAGGGAGUUCUACCAGACUGGGAUCCUCUGCUGUGGCUACUAUGAACACUACCAUGGACCACUUUCCUGAAUUGACAGGUCACACACAGAUGAAAACAGGAGCCCCCCUGUCUUCGCCGGGGCCAUCCGAUGAGGCCCUCCCCCUGUCUUCUCCGGGGCCUAACGAUGAGGCCCUCCUCCUGUCUUCGCCGGGGCCUACCGAUGAGGCCCUCCUCCUGUCUUCGCCGGGGCCAUCCGAUGAGACCCUCCCCCUGUCUUCUCCGGGGCCAUCCGAUGAGGCCCUCCUCCUGUCUUCGCCGGGGCCAUCCGAUGAGGCCCUCCUCCUGUCUUCUCCGGGGCCAUCCGAUGAGGCCCUCCCCCUGUCUUCUCCGGGGCCAUCCGAUGAGGCCCUCCCCCUGUCUUCUCCGGGGCCAUCCGAUGAGGCCCUCCCCAUGUCUUCUCCGGGGCCAUCCGAUGAGGCCCUCCCCAUGUCUUCUCCGGGGCCAUCCGAUGAGGCCCUCCCCAUGUCUUUUCCGGGGCCAUCCAAUGAGGCCCUCCUCCUGUCUUCUCCGGGGCCAUCCGAUGAGGCCCUCCCCCUGUCUUCGCCGGGGCCAUCCGAUGAGGCCCUCCGCCGCCGCUCUUGUGACAAGACAUUUACCAGUCGGUCUAAAAAACAUGAGAAAAACCCCUCAAGAGAUGGAUCUCACCCCUGUGACCAGUGUGAGAAGAGUUUUGUAACACAAAAACUUCUGGAAAAACACCAGAUGAGUCACUCCAACUCUCAUGUGUGCUCUGAUUGUGGAAAGAGAUUCCGUCGGGCUGAUCACCUAAAGAGACAUCAGAGAGUCCACACUGAGAACAAACUGUACAUUUGCCCUCAUUGUGGGAAAAGCUUUGGUUACUCUGGAAAGUUAACCCAACAUGUGAGACUUCACACUGGGGAGAAACCCUACCAGUGCUCCGAUUGUGGCAAAAUGUUUGCUGCUAUUAAAACAAAGAAAAGACACCAAGAGGUUCAUUCAACACAUAGGGUGAAGCCUCAUGUUUGCACUACCUGUGGAAAGGGCUUUGCUCGACAUGAAUACUUAAAAAAACAUUGCACCAUUCACACUGGAGUGAAACCGCAUCAGUGCUCUGACUGUGGAAAGAGCUUCCGUCUGCUUGAUCAUUUAACUCGGCACCAGAAAAAAGCACAUGGAGAGAGGCUAUUCCCUUGCUUUGUUUGCAAACAGUGUUUUGUUUCAGAGCACACCCUGAAAGUUCAUCAGAAAAAGCAUACAAGGCCUUACCACUGCUCCCUAUGUGACAAGAGAUAUGCCGAUAAGGGGAAUUUAGCAGUCCAUCUGCGUGUACACACUGGAGAGAAGCCACAUCUUUGCUCCCAGUGUGGGAAAUGUUUCUCUGGUAAACAACAACUUCAAUUACACCUCUUGGUACAUUCAGGUGAGAAGUCUUAUAAAUGUUCUCACUGCGAAAGGAGUUUCGCUAAUACGCCUAUCCUGAAAAGACACAUACGAACCCACACCGGAGAGAAACCGUACCGCUGCUCUGAAUGUGGGAGGAGUUUCGCUGAUGGGGAUACACUCACAAAACAUCUGCGGACCCACACUGGAGCGAAGCCGUACCUUUGCUCUCUGUGCGGGAAACGUUUCUCUGUUAAACAACGUCUUAAAGAACAUCUAAUGGUACAUUCAGGUGAGAAGCCUCAUCCCUGUUCUCACUGUGCGAGGAGUUUCACUAGUACAUCUAAUCUGAUAAGACACUUGCGAACCCACACUGGAGAGAAACCGUUCAAAUGCCUUGACUGUGGGAAGGGGUUUGCUCGCUCGGCAACCCUCAAAAAUCACCAGCGUAUCCACGGUAGGGUCACCAAGGACCAAGCUCCCAAGGACCAAUAGCUGCACAGAGAACUCUACAUAGUAGCUUCACCACAACUGUCUGUCGUGUGUCUGUACCAGAAGUCAUAAUAUCAGAAAAAGUAUUCUCUGUAGGCUCUAUUUCUCUUACAUUAUUUAAGGGGUUUUAAGUGGGGAUGCGCUAUAUAUCAGUGAACAUAUCGGAACCGUCUGAUAUUAGCUAAAAAUGCCAACAUCGGUAUCAGUCCGAUGUCUAGUUUAACACCUAUGUCAAAAACCGAUGUCAAAGCUACCGUAUAUACCUAAUGUAACGUAGGUACAUGACGUAAUGACUAGAAAAUAAAGGAGAGCCGCACACUCUAGGAGCUCAGAUGCAAAAAUAUUUAAUUACCAACGUUUCGACAGGCAAGCUGUCUUCAUCAGGGUACAACUCCGCUAGCCAGCACCUCGCCUACAUGGGUGUGCGUUUCUUUUUCUUCUACAUGACGUAAUGACGCCACAUAAAAUUUUGCGCUACACCUACAACACAGAAUUCUUAACCUCGCCCACAAUGUCUGCCGUGUGGAUCGAGCAGUCAAGCAGUCAUUUGAAAGAGUAAGAACAUUUCAGCGAGACAACGCAAAGGCGAAAUCCAUUAAAGCCAGAAUAAUGGAAUUCAUUCCCCUUGACAAUCAACUGUUCUCUGUCGUGGGUGAUGUUGGCUUUCGCCGACUCGUCGAGCGCCGGUACACACUACCAAGUGAGCUAUUUUUCAGAUGUUGCCCUACCGGAGUUACACAGUAAUAGCGUCACUGCUAUUAGCUUCACAACAUACAUACUAUGGAAUGCCGUUUGGGUCUUUGCAUGUCAAAAAAGAUACAGUAGCACUGUCAAAGAUGGACAAAAAAGUUUACAAACAAGCAAACACACCGGACACGAACGAUGUGUUUACAAUACCGCGUUAGUAAUAAAGCAUAAUUUGUUCGACCGCAAUUUAUGGGUUAGCUAGCUUUAGCUUGGUACCUAGCUAGCACCAAUACAACCAGUCUGAACACAAUGACCAGUAGAAAUUGCAGUCAUUUUUAUUAUUCUUAGCAAUGAUUUAGGAAUCCUUGUAAGUAUUAGCUAGGUUGCCACUUGUUGUUCGCCUAUUGAAAUUGAACUUCAGUUCAUGAAAAUAAAUAGCUAGCCAGCUACUUAACCCUGUUGCCCAAAGCUAACGUUGUAAGCAGCUAGCUAGCUUAAUCUGGCUAGUGAUGCUCGACCGGACCGGGUGAUGUGUUGUGAAGCUAGCCACAAUAAGGAUUAGGCACAAUAGUGGAAUUUGCAGUUUGCCUUCAAAAUACAAGUAUGUAAUUGACAGUGAUGCUAAUUAAUACAUAUAAUAUAAUUAUUCCAUACUUUUAUUUUGAAGGCUGACCGCAAAGUCCACUAUUGUGGCUCAUCCUUAUUGUGGCUAGCUUCACAUAGAUGGGUCCGACCACCAUUAAUUUUAUUUAUUUAUUUAUUUUACCGUUAUUUUACCAGGUAAGUUGACUGAGAACACGUUCUCAUUUGCAGCAACGACCUGGGGAAUAGUUACAGGGGAGAGGAGGGGGAUGAAUGAGCCAAUUGUAAACUGGGGAUUAUUAGGUGACCAUGAUGGUUUGAGGGCCAGAUUGGGAAUUUAGCCAGGACACCGGGGUUAACACCCCUACUCUUACGAUAAGUGCCAUGGGAUCUUUAAUGACCUCAGAGAGUCAGGACACCCGUUUAACGUCCCAUCCGAAAGACGGCACCCUAUACAGGACAGAUAAUCAAAUAAGGACUGUCUUAUAAAUCAGGGUAAUUUUAGAUGAUGACACCUAGCUAUAUAGUUAUGACCAGCACUGUAGCUUUUUUAUGACCAGCACUGUAGGUGCGCGAGACAACUUUACCAGCAUCAUAGCAUACGUAUCAAUGAAUCGUUGUGACAUAUGAAAUACGAGUGAUAGUGUAAUCAAUGUGUAAUAACUACGUAAAAAAUGUAUGAACGAGCUAAAUUAUUACAUCUAAUAGUGUUAUUUGACACGCAAAGACACAAACGGUGUUCCAUAGCAUGAGAAAUCCUGGUUGAGAAUGAAACUGAACAAAUGAACAACGAAACAGCACAGCGAGUAAGUGAAAGAAAUAUGUUUUGAUUAUGUUUUACUGGUAAUGAGGACACACGUAAAUGCAAAACAAAAUAACUUUUUGGUCAGUGUGUUGUGUGUAACCUCUAUUUAACUAGGCAAGUCAGUUAAGACCAAAUUCUUAUUUACAAUGACGGCCCGGACGACGCUGAGCCAAUUGUGCGCCGCCCUAUGGGACUCCCAAUCACGGCCUGAUGUGAUGCAGCCUAGAUUCGAACCAGGUACUGUAGUGACGCCUCUUGCACUGAGAUUCAGUGCCUUAGACCACUGCGUCCGUGUGUGUGUUAACUAUUUAACUGUACUAGAAUACUUAAAAGGCCGCAAAAAUGGUUCAUAUCGGUUAUCGGUAUCUGUUUUUUUUAGCAAGGAAAAUAUCGGUAUCGGACAAAAAUGUAAUCGGUGCAUCACUAGUUGUAAGCUGUUGGUCCUGAUACCAGAUACUACUAGUACUGUGAAACGUAGUCGAUGUAAUGCCGUAUCACAACAUACUUCUUUCUGCUGAUUUAGUGUCUUUCUCUCAGGACUAAACACAUGUCCCUGUUAGUCACAACUACAGAUCAUUAGAAGUGUCCUAGAAAAGAAGUUGACACAGUUGUCAAUGUCUUGUUCUUCCUCUCUCUGUCUCUCUCUCUGUGUGUCUCUCUCUGUCUCUCUCUGUCUCUCUCUCUUUCUCUCUCUCUCUCUCUCUCUCUCUGUGUAUAAACAGGGACAAUAAAGAUGUUUUUGAACUAAUAA
Salvelinus fontinalis (brook trout) is the source of this 5510-nucleotide messenger RNA. RefSeq names its product gastrula zinc finger protein XlCGF57.1-like. Lineage: Eukaryota; Metazoa; Chordata; Actinopteri; Salmoniformes; Salmonidae. The record is from RefSeq and is a predicted model, not a curated record. Gene Ontology annotation, biological process: regulation of transcription by RNA polymerase II. The transcript is spliced from 2 exons. Gene Ontology annotation, molecular function: DNA-binding transcription factor activity; RNA polymerase II cis-regulatory region sequence-specific DNA binding. The coding region runs from base 697 to 2688 and encodes 663 amino acids.